AUGGAGACACCCCCUGCCCCCUCCACUUCUCAUGUGGUGAAUUAUGCCCCCUUCACCCUUCUCCCAUCUGCAGUACCAAGGGCCUUGUUUGAACAAGCAUAUGCUGUUCAGNAGGACUUCAACCUGCUGGUGGAUGCCAUCAGUCAAAAUAAAGAGUUCCUGGAGCAAACUCUGGCCAGCACCAUCAAAGUAGAUGACUUCACAGCUCGACUCUUCAGAAUCCACACGCAGGUCCUGGAGGAAGGCUUGGCUCAGUCUGUGUUUUUAGGCAUAAACCGCUCGGAUUACAUGUUUGACUGUGGGGUGGGUGGGACCCCAGCCCUGAAGCAGAUAGAGAUCAACACCAUUGCUGCCAGCUUUGGGGGCCUCACCUCCCGCACUGCUGCUGUCCACGGGAGGGUGCUGAAGGUGUUGGGGAAGCCUGAGGAGGCGUCACGGCUGCUGACAAACAACCCCUCCAAAGGGCUGGCCUGGGGUAUUGCCAAGGCCUGGGAGCUCUAUGGUGCUCCAGGUGCUGUGGUGAUGUUUCUGGUGGAGGAAGUCCAGAGGAACAUUUUUGAUCAGCGAUGUGUAGAAAAUGAGCUUUGGAACAGGCUGAAGGGCCUGGAGGAGCUCAAACCCAGGAAGCCACUCCUGUCUGUACCUCUUGGCUUUGAGGCCAUCCAGGGCCUGUCUGUCUGCCGGGUCAUCAGGAAGCGGAUCAGAGAUGUGUUUGAAAAGGGGUCCCUGGAUGAUGCCAGGAGGCUGUAUAUGGAGGGCCAGGAGGUGGCAGUGGUGUACUACAGAGAGGGCUACGUGCCAAAGAACUACGACCAGCAGAACUGGGAGGCACGUUUGUUGCUGGAGAGAUCGAGGGCAGUGAAGUGCCCUGACAUUGCUACUCAGCUGGCAGGCACCAAGAAGGUCCAGCAGGAGCUGAGCAGGCCAGGGACACUGGAGAGGUUGCUGCCUGGCCAGGCUGAGGCCGUGGCUCGAAUCAGGGCAACGUUUGCUGGACUCUACUCUCUGGACAUGGGAGAAGAGGGUGACAAGGUGGCUGCUGCAGCCAUUGCUGACCCUGAGCGCUUCGUGCUGAAGCCCCAGCGAGAAGGGGGAGGGAACAACCUCUAUGGUGAAGAGCUGAGACAAGUCCUGGAGAAGAUCAGAGACAGCCCUGAGAGAACCUCCUACAUCUUGAUGGACAAGAUCAAACCACAGCCAUCCAUGAAUUACUUGCUGAGGGCUCACAGUCCCCUGCAAGUGUCCGAGUGCAUCUCAGAGCUUGGCAUUUUUGGUGUCUAUGUCAGACAGGGCCAGGAGCUGGUGAUGAACAGGGCUGCUGGCCACCUGCUGCGGACCAAGGCCACCGAGCACGCCGAUGGGGGGGUGGCAGCCGGGGUGGCUGUGCUGGACACUCCAUACCUGGUGUGA
Molecule: messenger RNA, 1410 nt
Organism: Chaetura pelagica (chimney swift)
Lineage: Eukaryota; Metazoa; Chordata; Aves; Apodiformes; Apodidae
Gene: GSS
Product: glutathione synthetase
Exons: 15
Coding region: 1-1410 (469 amino acids)
Biological process (GO): glutathione biosynthetic process
Cellular component (GO): cytosol
Molecular function (GO): glutathione binding; glutathione synthase activity; ATP binding
Source: RefSeq, a predicted model, not a curated record